UAUCAGAGCUUCAGGAGGAGGGAAUGAACGCCAUCAACCUGCCCCUCAGCCCGAUCCCCUUCGAGCUGGACCCUGAGGACACCAUGCUGGAGGAGAACGAAGUACGAACGAUGGUGGAUCCAAACUCACGCAGUGACCCCAAACUUCAAGAACUGAUGAAGGUAUUAAUUGACUGGAUUAAUGACGUAUUGGUUGGAGAAAGAAUCAUUGUGAAAGACCUGGCUGAAGAUUUAUAUGAUGGACAAGUCUUGCAGAAGCUUUUUGAGAAACUUGAGAGUGAGAAGCUAAAUGUUGCCGAGGUCACCCAGUCAGAGAUUGCUCAGAAGCAAAAGCUGCAGACUGUCCUGGAGAAGAUCAACGAAACGCUGAAACUUCCUCCCAGGAGCAUCAAGUGGAAUGUGGACUCUGUUCAUGCCAAGAGCCUGGUGGCCAUCUUGCAUCUGCUGGUUGCUCUGUCUCAGUAUUUCCGGGCCCCAAUCCGACUCCCAGACCAUGUUUCCAUCCAAGUGGUUGUGGUCCAGAAACGAGAAGGAAUCCUCCAGUCUCGGCAAAUCCAAGAGGAAAUAACUGGUAACACAGAGGCUCUUUCUGGAAGGCAUGAACGUGACGCCUUCGACACCUUGUUCGACCACGCACCAGACAAACUCAACGUGGUGAAAAAGACACUCAUCACUUUUGUGAACAAGCAUUUGAAUAAACUGAACCUGGAGGUCACAGAACUAGAAACCCAGUUCGCAGAUGGAGUGUACCUGGUGCUGCUCAUGGGGCUCCUGGAGGGAUACUUUGUGCCCCUGCACAGCUUCUUCCUGACCCCAGACAGCUUUGAACAGAAGGUCUUGAACGUCUCCUUUGCCUUUGAGCUCAUGCAAGACGGAGGAUUGGAAAAGCCAAAACCACGACCAGAAGACAUUGUCAACUGUGACCUAAAAUCCACACUGCGAGUGCUAUACAACCUCUUCACCAAGUACCGGAAUGUGGAGUGAGGGGCCACCCUGGGUCCCCACUGCCCAGAAGUUUCUGCUUUGGGCAGACAGGACGGACCAUCCUCCAAACCAUCUUAACCUGCUUAUUUCUGUCUCUUGCUCUGUGCUGUCCCACAGGUCCAGCCACAACCCGGAGAUAGUGGGAACUGAAAUUAGGAAGGAAGUGACCAAUAACUCAGUGGGCUGACCCAUACCUCCCAGGCCCUGGGACCAACCAGCAAUGACCUGGGAAGGUUGUCCCCAUCCUGGCGUCUGGUCCAGAUUCCCCACAGUGUGGCUUGGGAUCCAGCUUAGUCAAAAGAGUCCCCAGGAGAUGAAAAUGAAGAUCCUAGUGACCA
This is a messenger RNA of Galeopterus variegatus (Sunda flying lemur), 1321 nucleotides long. It is a transcript of the gene PARVA, whose product is annotated as parvin, alpha. Gene Ontology annotation, cellular component: cytoplasm; focal adhesion; actin cytoskeleton. Gene Ontology annotation, molecular function: actin binding. Gene Ontology annotation, biological process: substrate adhesion-dependent cell spreading; actin cytoskeleton organization; establishment or maintenance of cell polarity. The record is from RefSeq and is a predicted model, not a curated record. The transcript has 12 exons. NCBI's taxonomy places the organism in Eukaryota, Metazoa, Chordata, Mammalia, Dermoptera, Cynocephalidae. Bases 24 to 983 code for a protein of 319 amino acids.